This is a messenger RNA of Strongylocentrotus purpuratus (purple sea urchin), 471 nucleotides long. RefSeq lists its product as uncharacterized. NCBI's taxonomy places the organism in Eukaryota, Metazoa, Echinodermata, Echinoidea, Camarodonta, Strongylocentrotidae. Gene Ontology annotation, molecular function: protein binding. Gene Ontology annotation, biological process: signal transduction. The record is from RefSeq and is a predicted model, not a curated record. The transcript has 2 exons. The coding region runs from base 83 to 418 and encodes 111 amino acids.
GGGGAGGCUGUAUCCAUUAGACGAACAAUAAUAAAACAGAGUAUUGUGCUUACACAAUUGGUAACCGGUAAAAUGUGUGUACAUGACAGGGAUCAACAAAGAGACUACGGGACAGAAUGCUCCUUCACCAAACAUCGAUGAAAUUCCAUCGGAUGAACAGAAAGUGACAGAUGCGAAUAUCCUGAAACUAGCAAGGCUUCUACCACCUAAUCUGUGGAGCCCUCUUUACGUUGCUCUUCGCAUCGAUUACAGCAUCGCUAAAGGUAUCAGAGAGAAUUCUAGAGAGAUGAAUGAGCAGUACAUAGAUCUCCUUCAAAUAUGGAAAUCUGCAUCAACUCGGACUAGAAAGGAUUUAAAUGCGAUCCUCAUCCAGGCAGAAGCAGGAGGAUUUGUAGACAAGUAUUUGGAUUCGGUGUAAAACCAGAAAGAGAGAUUAAGAUAGAGUAAGAGAGAGAGGGAAAGAGAGAGAGA